Molecule: messenger RNA, 735 nt
Organism: Penicillium riverlandense
Lineage: Eukaryota; Fungi; Ascomycota; Eurotiomycetes; Eurotiales; Aspergillaceae
Product: oxidoreductase, short chain dehydrogenase/reductase family
Exons: 4
Coding region: 1-735 (244 amino acids)
Source: RefSeq, a predicted model, not a curated record
AUGGCAUCCAAGACACUCGCAGUUAUCGCCGGCGUUGGCCCCGGCACUGGCGCUUCCAUCGCUAGGAUUUUCGCCAAAACUUAUCCGGUGGUACUUCUAGCUCGGAGCCCCUCGAGCUACGAACCAGUGGUCAAGGAGAUCAACUCCAGUGGCGGCCAAGCCCUGGGUAUCAGCACCGACCUUUCCGACAGCAACAGCGUCAAGGCCGCCUUUGAUCAGAUCGCACAGAAGUACCCCGGCACUGGACUAGCUGCGGCUGUGUUCAAUUCCAGCGGUAGUUUUUCACGGAAGCCGUUCCUGGAGGUGACGGAGGAAGAGUAUUCGACUUCGCUCGAGGCGCAGGCAACGGGCGCAUUCAGAUUUGCCAAGCAUACUUUGCCCCUCCUUCUCCAAGCUAAAGGCACAUCUCCCUAUCCGCCCACCUUGAUCUUCACCGGCGCCACCGCGAGCAUCAAGGGCUCGGCCAAUUUCGCCGCAUUUGCAUCCGCUAAGUUUGCUUUGCGCGCUUUGGCCCAAUCUCUUGCCCGCGAGUUCGGGCCGCAGGGAGUCCAUGUGUCGCAUACAAUCAUCGACGGCAUCAUCGAUAUCCCCCGCACCAAGGCCUACACUGUUGCGCAUGAGGAUGGGAAACUAAGCCCUGACGCGAUUGCGGAUUCCUACUGGCAUCUGCAUACCCAGCCACGCACGACGUUUGCUUUUGAGUUGGACCUCAGGCCGUAUGUUGAGAAGUGGUAA